This is a messenger RNA of Exophiala oligosperma, 492 nucleotides long. RefSeq lists its product as uncharacterized. NCBI's taxonomy places the organism in Eukaryota, Fungi, Ascomycota, Eurotiomycetes, Chaetothyriales, Herpotrichiellaceae. The transcript has a single exon. The record is from RefSeq and is a predicted model, not a curated record. Bases 1 to 492 code for a protein of 163 amino acids.
AUGAAGAAGGAAAUGGAAUCAAGAAUUGCGAGGUCCAAGGAGACAUUACCACCACCAGCUACGGCACCUCACAGAUCUGGUCCCGAUGGAAUCAUGGACGGGACGGUUGAAUCGUCUCAUGGUUUUGAAGGAGGAGGAGGAGAAGACCGCCAAAGCGAGUUGAGGAGAAGGAGCAGGCUUGAUGAUGAAGAGAUGGGGUUUCGGAACACUCCAUUGAGUUCCACUGGAAGUGUAGCAGAGUCUGCUGGCAGCAGCGGUUUGGGGUCUUCUCGGGUCGCCGAGAGUGUGUCUCAAGCUGUCGCGACAAGUGGAUUGCCCGGCAAGAAUGACACGACUGGUACGUUUUCGACACUACGAGGACGAGGAAGAGCGGCGGCAGAGCGUGUAGAAAGAGCCUUUUAUGGGGCCGAGCGCCGGUUCCCGCGGUCGGGAAAGGACAAGACGGGGGGAGGGGAGGAGGACGGGGCUGGAAGAUCGUUGAGUAUAUCUUGA